UGCUCUUCAUGGAAGCGAUGUCCCCCCAGCAGGAGACUCUAGGGGGGCAGCCGGGGCGCUCCUCUUCCCUGACAGGAGUGUCUCGGCUCGCAGGCGGCUCCGGCACGAAGAAGAAAAUGAAAACACUAGCAGAAAGGAGGAGGAGUGCUCCAUCUCUUAUCCUGGAUAAAGCCCUGCAAAAGCGGCCCAGUACCAAAGAAAGUCCUUCUGCUAGCCUGGACACAUGUGCGUUUCUGUCAUCGUUUGUGUGCUCCAGUCGGACUCUGCUUAUCGAUGGCCGGGUCGAACUCAAAAGAGGCCUGCAGAGGCAGGAGCGGCAUCUUUUCCUGUUCAAUGAUCUGUUUGUUGUGGCCAAAAUCAAAUAUAACAAUAACUUUAAGAUAAAAAAUAAAAUAAAAUUAAGUGACAUGUGGACAGCAAGCUGUGUGGAUGAAGUGGGAGAAGGCAACACCAAUGCCAUGAAAUCCUUUGUCUUAGGCUGGCCCACAGUGAACUUCGUGGCCACUUUCAGUUCUCCAGAACAGAAGGACAAAUGGCUCUCUCUCCUUCAAAGAUACAUCAAUCUAGAGAAAGAAAAGGACUACCCGAAGAGCAUUCCCCUCAAAAUCUUCGCCAAGGACAUUGGGAAUUGUGCCUAUUCUAAAACUAUAACAGUAACGAAUUCAGAUACAGCAAAUGAAGUUAUCAACAUGUCACUACCAAUGCUAGGGAUAACUGGCUCUGAGAGAGAGUACCAGUUAUGGGUCAAUUCUGGCAAAGAAGAGGCACCAUACCCACUUAUUGGGCAUGAAUAUCCCUAUGGAAUUAAAAUGAGCCAUCUUCGAGACACUGCACUCCUGACACAAGGAUCAAAGGACUCCUCCACCCCUUCCAACUUCCAAGAGCCCUUCCUCAUGGAGCAGCUGCCCCGAGAGAUGCAGUGUCAGUUCAUCCUGAAGCCCAGCCGCCUGGCGGUGACCCAGCAGCUGAGUGAUUCAGGUCAGAAGACAUUUAAAAGGAGAAGAUCUAUCAUAAACUGGGCCUUUUGGCGGGGUUCUAGCAUUCACCUGGAUAACUUGCCUGUGUCACCAACAUCUCCUAUCCCAGGACAGCUCUUCGGGGUUUCUCUGCCAGAUAUUUGUGAGAAUGACAAUCUGCCCAAAGCUGUCUUGGAUAUGCUUUUCUUUCUUAAUCAGAAAGGACCUCUCACAAAAGGCAUCUUCAGACAGUCGGCCAAUGUGAAAUCCUGCAGAGAGCUGAAAGAAAAACUGAAUUCCGGAGCUGAAGUACAACUAGACUGUGAAUCUAUUUUCGUAAUAGCAUCUGUCUUAAAGGAUUUUCUACGAAAUAUUCCAGGAAGCAUUUUCUCAUCAGAUCUCUAUGAUCACUGGGUCUGUGUAAUGGAUCAAGGAAAUGAUGAAGAGAAAAUAAAUGCAGUUCAAAGGCUAUUAGACCAGCUUCCGAGAGCCAAUGUUCUUCUCCUAAGGUAUCUUUUUGGGUUAUUACACAACAUUGAGCAACAUUCUUCAUCCAAUCAGAUGACCGCAUUUAACUUAGCAGUGUGCAUCGCCCCAAGCAUCCUUUGGCCUCCUACUUCCUCCAGCCCAGAACUAGAAAACGAAUUUACAAAGAAGGUUUCUCUGCUUAUACAAUUUCUGAUUGAAAACUGCUGUCGGAUAUUUGGAGAAGAAAUCACUUCCCUCUUGGGAGAGGUUUCAGUGAGAUGUGAUACUAGAGAGAAUGCCUCAGAUCUCUCUUGCUUCCAGCUGAAUGACUCCUCCUAUGACAGCUUGGAAAAUGAGCUGAAUGAGGAUGUUGACGCCCCAUGUAGUGACUUGGUAAAGAAACUCGGUCAGGGUAGCAGAAGCAUGGACUCCGUGUUAACCCUCAGUGACUAUGACCUCGACCAGCCUGAGGUGGAAGGCCUUUUAACCCUGAGUGACUUUGACUUAGCCCGUUCUAAAGAUGAAGAUAUUCAAAUGGGACAGCCCCUCGAAUCCAAGCCAGUGGACACUGCAGUGUACACCAAGGCCCCACGCGCCCAGGCCCCCUCUGGCCUGAGCACACCCAGCCGCCUGUCCACAGCUGCCGCAGAUGCCCCCAAGGGCCUGAGGCGACACCGCCGCUGCUCUGAGCCCAGCAUCGACUAUCUCGAUUCAAAGCUUUCCUAUCUCAGGGAGUUUUAUCAGAAAAAGCUACGCAAGUCCAGCUGUGAUGCCAUUCUCUCAAAAAAGGAUGAGAGCCAUCUGAAUCAGAAUCAACCCCUUCAGGAAGGGGGUAAGACAUGUUUUAAAAAGAGUUUGGUCACAGGCACUGAUAGCAAGAAAAAUGCCCCUAGUAAAAAUGUUAAGAAGAAAAGCUUGUCUGAUAAUGAGGGAAGUCAUGUAAAACAUUUUCCUAAAUCCAAGCCAGUAGCCAUUUCCGUGGCAUCUUACAGUCACAUGUCCUCCUGUGAUCAUCCCAGGAGCCAGCCCUUUGACACGGAUACAUCCGAAUACUCCCCACCACACACUGCAGACGCCCUCAAGAGUUCAAGGAGGCAACGGCGCUGCUCGGAGCCCAGCAUUGAUGACGGGCACUGCAGACUGACCUAUCUCAGGGGGAUUUACCCAAAGCAGCAGCAGAAAGCCGGCUAUGAAGCCAGUCUCUUGCAUGGAGAGGAAGAUUAUCUCAAGCGACACAAGUCUUUACAAAUGGAGGGGCAGAAGCUUAUUAAUCAGAGCUUGGUCAUGGGGAUUGAGGUGGGCAAGAGCAGUGCCGCAAACCAAAGCGCUGAGAAGGCUUUACCCCCACGCUUAAACCUCUGCUCAAGGACUAGCUACUCCAGCCUGUCCUCCCCAGGCACUUCCCCAUCUGGAUCCUCACUGAGUUCCCAAGACAGUGCUUUUUCUCAGAUUUCCGAGCACUCUGUGUUUACACCCACUGAAACGUCCUCUCCGAUAGACUGUACUUUUCAAAGAAAACAGGCAGAGCUUUCUUCUGACUUUAGCAGCUCUGGCCUCAUUUCUGGAAUUCCUGGUCCCUCAUCAGGGCAGGCCAGCGGCCGCCUGGCUUAUACGAAAAAGGACAGUGUAGAGUGGCAUUCACACAUGCAUUCUGUAACUCUUCACCCCAGCACGUGGUUGAAGAGUGGUGUGGCCAGUUUGAAAAACUGGUCUCUCAAAAAGAAGGCAAGGGCACCCAGACCAGAGGAAAGUAAAGCGGGUUCUCUGAAAGGGCCCACGGAUCCUCCUGCACAUGCUUCUGGCCUUCCGGAAGCCGUCACACUGCAAGAGAGGCAGAAAGACGUGCCCCAAAGGGCAGCUGAAGAACUGGGAGCUGUACAGACGGCCCACUGGUACAGUUCCUACCCCAGCCAGGACUCAGAGAAACACUGUAGCUCUCCGUUCAGCCUCAUGGAAGACAGACUUGGGCUUCGUAUGAAGUCGCCUGAGGAAGGAGAGGAUGGCGGGCAGUGCUCUCCUGGAACGCUGCCACAGAGAAGGUCCUCCCCCGGCUCUUUGACUGUGGAUGAUGCAUCCAGCCCAGGCUCAGGGCCGCCCGUGGUGUGUGAUGCUGAGGACAGGCAUUUGGCCAAAGACAUUUAACCACCAUAAGAACCUGAUGUCUACAAAGACAGAAACAGGCUGAUAAUGAUACAACAAUUACUAUGACCCCUUUGUAUAAAAUACCUGGGUUGGGUAGCAUAAAGGUAAUCAUUGCUAAUACUUAGGACAACAAAAGAAUUCUCUUUCUUGAGACUAUUUGGCCAAAAGUUUAGACUAAAAAAUUCUGUGACCUCAGUGUUUGGGAGGCUUUUCUGUAUUAAAACAUGGAUGGAUCAUGUCAUGCAUUUUAAGAGCCAUGAGCAAACGGCUAGAGAAAGCAUCUUCUGUAGAGGAAACUUGCUGUGUAUGAUGAGAUUAGUUCCUGAGUAAGCCAGUAGAUCAGAAGCGAAGAACAGGAAGUGUGGAGAGAGAGGGAAGGCUGCAGAGAAACCACUCACAUUCUGUGGAAUGUUUUUAAUGAGUAGGCCAAAAUAAUGCCACUAGUCAAAACUAAAGAGGUAACACAUCUGAUAAUAAAGAAAAUUAUGUGAAACUUUUCCCCAAAUCCAAACCAGUGGCCAUUUCCAUGACAUUUUAUAUUCAGUCACAUACCCUCACAGCAUCAUUUCAGGUAUCUGCCCAUUGGUGGCAACCAGAGAGGAAAAAACUGAAGUGAUUUGAAAGCCAUGAGUACCAUGAUAUUGUAGGUGGUUUUGUUUUUUGGUGUUUUUUUUUGUAUUGGUUGAGUUUUUCCACCAGUGUUUCGUGCUCCACAGAGGCUCCACUGCGCACUGCUGUGAGGAGAAAGAAGGAGACGACUGCUUGCUUCCGUGUCUUUCCAAGGUGCCUGAGCUCGGAACGUUCUCCUGUUAUAAGACGGCCUUCCCCCGUGUUCACUGUCUUAGUGUGGAGGGAAAGACUGCCAGAGUGGUCCUGUCUCUUACCCAGUUGCUGCUGCAAACAUGUGAUCAAACCAUGGCUCCUCUUUGCUGAAGUGUUUUUCUGUUCCUUACCUCUUAGUCAGCCAGAAAACAUUCCUGAUAAGUCAUCCCUUUACUGAUGGUCAUUUGCCAGUUGAGAGAACAGUUUUGAGGUUGGUGGGUUAUGAAGAGUCACAGAAUGGAGGAGCUCUCAGGCCUUCUUUUCGACAGUCUUUGGCUUCGGAUUAUCUUACCUCCAGAAGUUUUUGCAUAUUUUUUGUUCCAAUAGUUCACAGUGUAUACCCCUGUUGAUUUAUUUCAUAUUGACGGACAUUUCCCCUCUCUCUUGCCUUAAAGAUUACACCAGUACAUCUCCUGGGUUAUUUCCUGGGAUUAUUAGGCCUGGCCAGCCAGUGUGAUAUGAUAGAAUCAGAAAUGGAUGUGCUUCUUCCUUCAUUUUUAAAUACUUAUAAGAAGUUGCCUAGAGCCCAUUGAGUUCGAUAUCAGAUGGACCUUCCCCCCACAAUACUUGCUUCUAUCAAAUUAUUUUCCUCAGCCACCCAGAAGCUUUCAUGUCAAAUAUUUUCUCAAUGUUGUCCUAAAGGUUGCAUUUUUCACUUAUAUAAAAAAAUAAUGUUUUCUGUAAGAGAGAAGUCCUUUCAGUAUUAGCUACAGGUGCUACCUACCUCUAGGGGACAUGGCCCUAUUUGUCGUAAGCAUUGUAAUUAACUUUUAGAACUCUCUCAAAAGAGCUCCUUUAUGACACUGGCCAUCUCAGUCACAGAUGUGAAGUAGAUUUUACCUUUUAACUAACCACUCCUAUAUUUAGACUCCUAAGUGUCCAUAUACAUCUUUUGUGGUAUGAUAUAUAAAGGCAACAGGGAUUCCCCUCACCCUUAGAGCAUACUACUGCAGAACCGCAAGAUGUGAAUGAAGAUGUGAAAGCCACUCUUACGGCUUGGAGUGUCUUUCCAGAAGAAAUUGCUUCUCUGCUUAACAAAAUAAUAGUUGUAUCCUUUUUUUCUUUCAUAUUGGUGGUUAGGAAACCAUCUACUCAGUUUGAAGCAUAGAAGAUGCUGAGGUUCUUCCGUAACCAUUCCUGUCCUCUGUGUUCCCUUAGAUACUUCUGUAACAUUUAAUGUGAAUAAUUAAUAUUGCUGUAAAGUAUUAUAUUGUACGAUUUGAAGACAGACUACAUGUCAUUUUAUUAUACUUCAUCAAUCUAUAAUAUAUUAGACCAAUGCUUUAUCUAAAAUGCUUUGAGUUUGUAUAAUAUAUCUUGACAAAUUUUACUACCAUAUGUUAUGUAAUAAAUGUGUAUUUUUGUACUUGCAGAAACUGCUGCUAACUUUUAAAGUUGUUUGGUUUUAAAGGCACUGAUUAUGGAUAUGUAUGAAGUCCAUGCUGUCUGUUAAAUAAAACAUCAUCCUUCAGAGUUAACAAUC
Messenger RNA from Dama dama (fallow deer), 5871 nucleotides. RefSeq names its product Rho GTPase activating protein 20 (gene ARHGAP20). The coding region runs from base 9 to 3566 and encodes 1185 amino acids. The transcript is spliced from 15 exons. Gene Ontology annotation, molecular function: GTPase activator activity. Lineage: Eukaryota; Metazoa; Chordata; Mammalia; Artiodactyla; Cervidae. The record is from RefSeq and is a predicted model, not a curated record. Gene Ontology annotation, biological process: signal transduction; regulation of Rho protein signal transduction.